Nyctereutes procyonoides (raccoon dog) is the source of this 1986-nucleotide messenger RNA. Its product is annotated as UDP-glucuronosyltransferase 2B31. NCBI's taxonomy places the organism in Eukaryota, Metazoa, Chordata, Mammalia, Carnivora, Canidae. The record is from RefSeq and is a predicted model, not a curated record. The coding region runs from base 164 to 1756 and encodes 530 amino acids. Gene Ontology annotation, molecular function: UDP-glycosyltransferase activity. The transcript is spliced from 6 exons.
UUUUUCCACUUGCCGUCCAAACGCUCGGACAGUUCCUAUAAUGUAUUUACUUUGGAAGGUAGGAGUUAUAUUUUAACUUCCUGAUUGAUUGCUCCUCGGAUAUAAGUGCAAGCAAUGGUAGAAGAAGGCAAGAAUUUCAGAAGAAGCAGCACAUUCCACCAGGAUGUCUAUGAAAUGGAUUUCAGUUCUGCUGCUGCUCCAGCUGAGCUGUUACUUUAGCUCUGGGAGUUGCGGAAAGGUGCUGGUGUGGCCCACAGAAUACAGCCAUUGGAUCAAUGUAAAGACAAUCCUGGAUGAACUUGUCCAGAGGGGUCAUGAAGUGACUGUUCUGACAUCUUCAGCUUCCAUUCUUGUUGAUCCGAACAAAUUAUCUGCUAUUAAAUUUGAGAUCUAUUCUGCACAUUUAUCUAGAGGUGAUUUUGAGGCUUUGUUCAUAAAACUGCUCAACAUUUGGAUAUAUGAUAUGCCAAAAGAUUCAUUUUGGGCGUAUUUUUCAGUAAUGCAAGAAAUUUUUUGGGAAUUUUAUGAGUGUGCUGAGAAGCUCUGUAAAGAUGUAGUUUUGAACAAGAAACUCAUGACAAAACUACAAGAAUCAAAGUUCGAUGUCAUUCUUGCAGACGCUGUGGGACCCUGCGGUGAGCUGCUGGCUGAGCUCCUUAAAAUACCUUUAGUGUACAGUCUCCGUUUCUCUCCAGGCUACGCAUUUGAAAAACACAUUGGAGGACUUCCGCUCCCUCCAUCCUACGUACCUGUUAUUCUGUCAGAAUUAACUGAUCAAAUGACAUUCAUGGAGAGAGUAAAAAAUAUGCUAUAUGUGCUUUAUUUUGACUUUUGGUUCCAAACAAUAAAUGAGAAGAGUUGGAAUCAGUUUUACAGCGAAGUCCUAGGAAGACCCACUACACUAUACGAGUUAAUGAGGAAAGCUGAUAUAUGGCUCAUUCGAUCCUACUGGGAUUUGGAAUUUCCUCGCCCAUUCCUACCACAUUUUGACUUUGUUGGAGGCCUCCACUGCAAACCUGCCAAACCCCUGCCUAAGGAAAUGGAAGAGUUUGUCCAGAGCUCUGGAGAAAACGGUAUUGUGGUGUUUUCUCUAGGGUCAAUGGUCAAUAACAUGCCAGAGGAAAGAGCCAAUGUGAUUGCAUCAGCCCUUGCCCAGAUUCCACAAAAGGUUCUAUGGAGAUUUGAUGGCAAGAAACCAGACACCUUAGGGCCAAAUACUCGGCUGUAUAAGUGGCUUCCCCAGAAUGACCUUCUUGGUCAUCCGAAAGCCAAAGCCUUUAUAACCCAUGGUGGAACCAACGGCAUCUAUGAGGCGAUCUACCACGGGAUCCCCAUGGUGGGCAUUCCCUUGUUUGCCGAUCAAGCUGAUAACAUUGUUCACAUGAAAGCUAAGGGAGCAGCUAUCAGACUGGACUUCAGCACAAUGUCUAGUGCAGACUUGCUCAAUGCAUUGAGGACAGUCAUUAAUGACCCUUCGUACAAAGAGAAUGCUACGAAAUUAUCAAGAAUUCACCACGAUCAGCCUAUAAAGCCCCUGGACCGAGCAGUCUUCUGGAUCGAGUAUGUCAUGCGCCACAAAGGAGCCAAGCACCUGCGGCCGGCCUCCCAUGACCUCACCUGGUUCCAGUACCACUCCUUGGAUGUGACUGGGUUCCUGCUGGCCUGUGUGGCAACUGCUAUGUUUGUCACCACACAAUGUUGUCUGUUUUGUUGUCGGAAGGUCGCAAAAACAGGGAAGAAGAUCAAAAAGGAGUAGUCGUAUCUGAGGCCUCCAGCUGGUCUGCCUCCUAGGUGGGACUCCUCCAGUUUAUGCCAGCAAGGAGUUAUGAUGUCAAGGUCCCUUCCCCUGUGAAGAAACGACUCCUCACAACUUAGCUUCUGAGAUCAACUCUGCUCUCAAGGGAUUUAUUGCCUGUUUAAGAGUUAGAAAUAUGUCAUGCCAACAGAAAAACUGGCAAAAUUAAAUUAAAUUAAAAUAAAACUCUA